ACGUCGUAUCUAAAAACGAUGAGUAUUUCACAAUCGUGCGUGUCAACAUCCUAAUGUCAUGCAGUUAACAUUGCUGAGACCUUGGAAGCGGAUAUUUACCGUUAUUGUCCUGUUGACAACAUGGGCAGCUUCCGGGCAGUCUGUGUUUGACUACGCGCGAGGUUUCGCUGAGCAGGCAGAUAAGCUGCUCACCGACUUAAAACAAGGGAUAAGAACGUUUCGUUAUGGUGUAGAUGCUGUGGAAGGAAUGCUCAAGGAAUCCGAGGACAAGGAAUGCCAUUUCAAGUGCCCAGAUGGCUCGAUACCGAAGAAGAUAUUGGACUAUAAGUCAACCCCAAACGGCUGUGGAACAGCUGAAAUAUAUCUGCGACCUGAUGAACUGCCUCACAAGGAGAUGAACCACUGCUGUAACCAGCACGACAUCUGCUAUGGAACGUGUCUCACAAAAAAGGACAAAUGCGACACUGAUUUUCGGCAUUGCCUAGAUGACGUGUGUCACAAGAAGAAAGGGAAACACAAGGAACUGUUUUUAAGUUGCAAAGCCGCUGCAAAGGUGUUUCACGCAGGCAGUCAGUAUCUAGGUUGCAAAGCGUUUAAAGAUGCUCAGAGGUCUGCUUGUAGAUGUGACAAGAACUAUGAGUUGUAGUGCGCCGUUAAUUUUUCUUUAGUUUAUAUGUUUAUUUUUGUUAACUUAUUUUUUUUUUUGGCAUACCGCCGCUUGUUCCAAUAAACAUGUUGAAUUGUUGA
Ornithodoros turicata is the source of this 747-nucleotide messenger RNA. It is a transcript of the gene GXIVsPLA2, whose product is annotated as group XIIA secretory phospholipase A2-like. The record is from RefSeq and is a predicted model, not a curated record. Gene Ontology annotation, biological process: phospholipid metabolic process; arachidonate secretion; lipid catabolic process. NCBI's taxonomy places the organism in Eukaryota, Metazoa, Arthropoda, Arachnida, Ixodida, Argasidae. Gene Ontology annotation, molecular function: calcium ion binding; A2-type glycerophospholipase activity. The coding region runs from base 59 to 646 and encodes 195 amino acids. Gene Ontology annotation, cellular component: extracellular region. The transcript has 4 exons.